GAGUGUUUCCCAUUUAAACAAACAGUGCCGAAGAUGGCGGAGAGUUAAUGGUGUAAAGAAGAAAUUAUCGACCCGGUAGAGCGAUACGUCCACAAGACUCCAUUGACCAACCCACAUAGGACCACACCCCCAGAGAGAGGGGAGGGGGGCGCUGAUCGUCCAUCAUCUCGGGCGCCGUCACAAGGUGCUGAUAUGUGCUCACGAUGAGCGGACUGGGGGAGAACUCCAUGGAGCCUUUGAGCUCAGAAAGCCGGAAACGCAAGCGCUCCACUUGCGAGACGCCGGGUCUGGGGUGUGAGAGGAAGCGACGGGAACAGGAGAGCAAAUACAUAGAGGAGCUAGCCGAGCUGAUCUCGGCCAACCUCAGCGACAUCGACAGCUUCAACGUCAAACCAGACAAAUGUGCCAUCCUCAAAGAGACGGUGCGCCAGAUCCGCCAGAUCAAAGAGCAGGGAAAAGCUACAUCCAACGACGACGACGUUCAGAAGUCAGACGUGUCCUCGACAGGUCAGGGGGUCAUCGACAAGGACCACUUGGGGCCGCUCCUGCUGCAGGCUCUGGAUGGCUUCCUGUUUGUGGUGAACCGGGAAGGCAGCGUCGUGUUUGUGUCGGACAACGUGACGCAGUACCUGCAGUACAAACAGGAGGAGCUCAUCAACACCAGCGUCUACAAUAUUCUCCAUGAGGACGACAGGGAGGAGUUCCACAAGAACCUGCCUAAGAACAACAUAAAUGGAGUGUCGUGGGGAAGCGAGGCAGCCCGACAGAAGAGUCACACCUUCACUUGCCGGAUGCUGGUCAAGUUUGGCCACCCCCACGGCCCAAUGGAGGAGGGGCCAGGAGGGCCACGCUACGAGACCAUGCAGUGUUUUGCUCUUACCCAGCCCAAGGCCAUGAUCGAGGAGGGGGAAGACCUGCAGUCAUGUAUGAUCUGUGUGGCCCGUCGGGUGACAGCCAUGGAGAGAACGGAGAGCUUCAACACUCGGCACGAGCUCUCAGGUAAACUGAUCCAGAUUGACCAGAACUCUCUACGAGCGUCGAUGCGUCCAGGCUGGGAGGAUUUGUUGAGGCGUUGCAUUCAGAUGUUCCUGCAGCACAGUGACGGGCAGCCCUGGUCACACAAACGCCACUACCAUGAGGCCUUCCUGCAGGGUCACGCUGAGACUCCCUUGUACCGCUUCUCCCUGUCCGAUGGCACUCCGGUCACUGCCCAGACCAAGAGCAAACUGUACCGGCACCCAAUGAGCAACGAGCCACAGGGAUUCAUCUCCACACACCUACUACAGAGGGAACCAAACGGCUACCGCCCAGCUCAGGGGGGAAACAUGAUGCCGAACACCAUGAGACAACAGGGCAUGGGAGGCCCGAAUCCCAAUCCCCAAAUGAACAUGAACACCGGUGGGGGGAUGGGCAUGGGGGGCAUGAGCAGGGGCUUCGGUAUGAACGAGCAGGGCCACAUGGGUCACAUGGGUCCAAUGGGAGGGGGCUCUAUGUACGGAGGCAGCGGUGGCGGAGGAGGAAAUGGAGGUGGAGGCAUGGGCAACCGCAUGAUGCAGAUGAAUCAGAUGGGGCCGAUGAAUCAGGUGGGGCACAUGAAUCAGAUGAAUCAGAUGGGUCCCAUGAAUCACCCGGGCCAAGGCAUGCAGCAGCACCCACAGCAGCCCCCGUUUCAGAGCAGCGGGGGGUUCGGGCUGAGUGGCAUGAACAGCCCGUCAGGAAGCCCCAGAAUGAGCGGCCCCCAGCAGGGACUCCUGAUGUCCCCCCGAAACAGAGGGAGCCCGAAGAUGGGCGCUAAUCAGUUCUCACCUGGAGGCAUGCACUCUCCCAUGAGCGGCAUCGUCAGUGGUGGAGGAAGUGGAGGCAGCACCACCACCUUCUCCAGCAGCUCCCUAAACGCCCUACAAGCGAUCAGUGAAGGAGUAGGCAGCUCCCUCCCCUCCACCCUAACGUCCCCCUCGCCAGCCCACAAACCAGACAGCUCGCCCAGCAUCCACUCCUCCUCCUCUUCCUCUCAGCCCAGCCAGCCAGCCAAACCGGGCCAAGACGGCUCCAAAAGCCCAGCGGGAGGUUUGGGGCCCGCUGACCAUCACCACCCCAUGCACCAUCACCACCAUCAUCAGCAUCCUCAAGCUGAGAGUUCUGCAGACCGACCGGACAGCCAGGCAGCUACAGUGACUAAAGAGUCUGCAGAGGGAACCAACGAGGCAGGGGCAGCGAGCUCUGAAACCUCUCGGAGGUUGCCGGACAGUAAGGGGCAUAAGAAGCUGCUGCAGUUGCUGACUUCUCCGACCGAGGAGCUGGGGAUAGGUGGUAGCGGGUCAUCAGGGCCCCCUGUACCUCCCCCAGCGAGUAGCAGCAGCACUCCUGCAGGCCCAGACAGUAAAGACCCCACUGGAGGAAUGACGAGCCCCUCCUCGACUGGAGUCUCCUCUUCCUCAGCCGGUGCAAAUCCGGGCCAGGCAACUGGGCAGGGGGCUUUAGCAGCUUCACUCUCCUCAGCGCAGUACACAGGCUCCCUGCAAGAAAAGCACAAGAUCCUCCACAAGCUCCUACAAAAUGGAAACACUCCAGAUGACGUUGCUAAGAUCACAGCCGAGGCCACGGGGAAGGUAACGCUGGGGGGCCAGGAGGGCGGCGAGGCCGGAGGAGCAGGGGCUGGGCCGGGGAUGGUCAUGGAGCCCAAGCAGGAGCAGCAUAGUCCCAAGAAGGAGAAGACCCAUGCCCUCCUCCACUACCUUCUCAACAAGGAUGACUCCAAAGAGCCUGUGGAUGUCAAGCCCAAGCUGGAGGAUCUGGAUGUGAAGGGAGCCCCGGGGGCCGCUGGCGGUCCUGCUCGGGGCGGACCUGGAUCUGGCCCUGCGCCGGAACAUCCUGAGAGCAAGAUCAAGUCAGAACCUCCUGAUGACUUGCACAACCUGGAGUCUAUCCUCGGAGAUUUGAGGGGUUCAAGCUCUGACUUUUACCCGGAUCAGAGCGGAGGUGGAGGGGCGAACGACACAGGAAGCAAACCCCAGGGUUGCCUUGACGACAGCCUGCAGGGUAAGAAAUGCAGGAAUGGGCCCGGGCCUCGGGGGCCUUUCCAGAGGGCCAUGUCCAUGGACGGGAAGCCUCCUGCCGGGCCUGUGGGCGCAGGUAGACGCCCCAUGCUCAUCAAGCAGGAGAACAUGAUGGGCAGCCCGGACGGCUACCCAGGAAACAUGGGACCAAUGAACAGGGGCAUGGUUCCCCAGCGGUCUCCCAUGGGGGGGUCAGCGGACUGGGGCAUGUCCCGCUCAGGUGCCAGCCCUGGGGGUUCAGCAGGACACCCCUCCAUGAUGCGUCCCGGCAUGGAGUACAACAACAGCAAGGGCAUGAUGUCAGGACCGAUGAUCGGUCGCUCCAACAGCGUACCAGGCACCAGGUCCAUGCUGCAGCAACAGCUGAUGGAUAUGGGAAGCUCUGCUGACAUGGGCAUGGGUAUGAGCCCCUUCAGUCAGCCGGGCCAGCCCAACCAGUCCCCCUCCUGGCCGGACGCUAUAAUGAGCAUGGAGGGUAACAGACGCCAGUUCGGAAACACAUUAGAUGAUCUCCUGGUACCUCCCACCACCAGCGAGGGUCAGAGCGACGAGCGGGCACUUCUGGACCAGCUGGACUCUCUGCUCAACAACACGGACGGCAUCGCUCUGGAGGAGAUAGACCGAGCUCUGGGUAUCCCGGACCUCGUCAGCCAGAACCAGGGUAGUGAGCAGCAGCUGGAGUCAUUUCCAGGGCAGGACCCGUCCAUGGUGCUGGACCAGAAGCCCCUCUAUGGACAGGGCUACCCCGGACCCCCCACCAUGCCUAUGCAAUCUGGCUAUGGCGGGAACCCCAUGCAGGGACAGGCCCAGCAGGGGGGGUUUGGGCCCAUGCUGUCUCAGAUGGGCCAAGGCGGCAGCUUCCCUGGAAUGGGUGGGAUGGGGGGCAUGGGUCACCCUCGUGCCAACAUGAUGAGACCGAGGAUGAUGACCGCCAACAAACCCAUGAGGCUGCAGCUGCAACAGAGGCUGCAGGGCCAGCAGUUCAUGAAUCAGACGCGGCAGGGCAUGGGCAUGAAGAUGGAGAACCCAGGAGGGAACCCUGGCAUGAGGCCCGGCAUGCAGCCUGGCAUGGGAGGACAGCCGGGCUUCAUCAACGCUCAGAUGAUGGCUCAGCGCAGCAGGGAGAUGGUCACCAUGCAGAUGAGGAGGCAGCGCAUGAUGAUGCUGAUGCAGCAGCAGCAGCAGCAGCAGGCUGCCGCCGCCGCUGCAGCUGCGGGGGGAUUCAGUCCUCCUCCAAACGUCACGGCUCCUGGUGGCAUGGAGAACCCUAUGGGAGGGCCGAACAUGGGCCAGCCGGGGCCGCAGCAGUUUGGCUAUGGGGGAAGCUAUGGGAUGGGCCAGCAGGGAGACCCCUCGUUCGGCCCAUCAGGCGGCAGUCCUCCGAACGCCAUGAUGCCUGGCCGCCUGGGGCCUCAAAACCCCAUGAUGCAACAGCACCCGCAAGGCGGACCCAUGUACCAGGGGGCGGAAAUGAAAGGCUGGUCGCAGGGAGGCAUGGGACGCAACAGUUCGUACCCUCAGCAGCAGUUUGCGCAGCAGGGACCUCCAGGGCAGCAACAGUUUGGGCAGCAAGGGAACCCGGGCCCGUAUGGGGGCAUGAUGAUGAAUGGAGGAUGCCAGCCAGUGGAGGAGGAGGUCACAUGGGCCAGAUGGGAGGGCAGAUGGGAAUGAACCCCAUGGUGAUGGGACGCAUGCCGAUGGGGCCUGAUCAGAAAUACUGCUGAGCGUCGUGACAGGAGCAUGUGUCUCACUGUGAUCUCCACUCAGAGACAGGACACGGCUGCAGCCCUGGAGUGUGUGUGGAGGAGCAGGUGGUGUGUGUCUGUGUGCAGUGCUGCACUCCCACCAGACGGGGGGGUUGAACUUCCUUCAGUAUCACGGCCAGUAAUCAGUCUGGCAACCUGAGGGAAAGCAGACAGACUGUCACACACAUAUGUGAAAACAUGCAGCGUUCAUGAAAAUCAGAAACACUGUGACACAUUUCCAUAAAUCCUCAGACAGCUCUGUGAUUCCUUUCGUAGACUGUAGUUUGAUAUUUCUCUCUUUAUGAGCGGUGUGUGUGCGCCUCGGUAAACACACACCUCUACCUGGACACGAACGGACAUGCAAGCAGAUCACAGACUUGGACGAAAGUGUUAAGGCAUCCUCUCCUCUGUCGAAUGUACCAUGCAGCUGUGUUCAGAUUUUAAAUGUGGGAUUCCUCUCUCCUUUCUGAACUUUUUCGCCUGCCGUCUCUCCGUUGCUCCUGGAGGAUCUCUAAAGGUUCAAGAUUUCAGAUUGUGACACUCAGUUGAAUGUCAUUAGGCAGUAGCACAUUGUUUCCUUCUCCAGGAUGCCGCUAAAGUACGAGUGAAUUACUUGUUGGCUGAUGCACUUUAAGGAAAGGCUAACAUCAAAAGGAUUGUGGCAAUAUAGAGGCCUUUACCCAAGAAUUAAUGCAUUGCAGCAGUUGUUUUUUUUGGUUCAUGUUUGUGUGCGUGUGUGUGUUCUCCAACUUUUCCUCUCCGGGUAAUGGGGGCUGUUGUUUGGGAAUGGGUAACUUUGAUGAUCUUUGUUCUAAAGUGGGAACCAGUAGAAAGGCGGCAAGCACAGAUUUUAUCCAACGCUCUCAUCUACAGAGGUACGAAUUUAUUACAACAAGAGAAACAAACCGUUUUUAAGACAUUUUAAAGACUCUCUUGAGAAAAACAGACUUCUAUUAAUGUUCAAAACCUCACUUAUAUUUAUAAAGUUUCAUUAAUGUUGUCAAUUUCCAGAGGUCAUUUUUAAUCCAAAAUGUGUUGAUAUUUUGGUUACCUCGCACCAAUUAAGUGUUAUUACAAAUGCAGAAAUGAAAUUGAUUGCCAAUUUAGAAAUUAUAUCUAUAUUAGCUCCCACUGUAAGAGAGAAGUGUGUGUUAGAUUUCUAGCAAUAAUCCUUCCUCCUGGUUUUCCUCUGAGGACCAAUGAAGUAUCAUUUACUCAAAGCGAUGGCACUGCAGUAUUAGACAUGAUGUCUAGUUUGGAGCUCUUUUUUGUUUCUUUUGUCUGUGAAUAUGAAUUGUAAAUAUGCUUCAAAUGUACUAUAUAUAAAUAUAUAUAUGCUUUUGUAGGUCACAUACUGUUUUUGCACAGAUUGUAAGGCUUGAUAUUUAAAAGUGUAAUUUUCUUAAUCCGUCAUAGGUCAGCUUUUAUUUUCAAUACUUUAAGCAUUGGUUGGAAAGUAAGGGCCUCCUUUUUGUAAGCAGUACGUGUAGAUUUUCUUUCAUACUGCCACCUUCUUUAUUUUCUUAGGACAUUGUCUUAGCAAAAGAGGUGCUAGUGUGUAAUUUCUUUUCUAAAUAAAUUAUUUUUCUUCUGUCAAAAAAAAAAUGCCUAUACAAAAAGAGUUGACACGUGAUUGUGUUAGGCUUCUCGAGGCCCGGAUGUCUUACCAGUAUGUCGGGUUGAUGUUUUCUGAACCUCAUGCUUCCAUGUGUGACUUAAAGUUUCACUCCUGAGAUUUCUGUGCUUAGAAUUUUGCAGAAAUGAUCGUUCGGCCUCAGAUACGAGACUUCAGAAAACAGUCCCACCAUAUAACUGUUCAUAAGUCCAUUUGGCCCAUUUGCAGAUGUUUAAACACGAUGGAAGCAACACGUGAAGUAGUUUAAACCCCUAAUUACCUGAUAACUGACACUUUUUCUUUGCCUUAAUUGUCAUUUUGUUUCCUGUGAAGCUUAUGUUGAGAAAUCUACCUUUGAACACAUGCUCAAUCCAAAGAUUUUUGUUUGUCAUUCUGCAGUGCGUAGAAGCAGUUCCUGACGUAGAUCGUGCAAGUACUCCUGUGUGCUUUAACUGUCGCACAUAACCUAUAAUAUACAUUAAACUAGAUAUGUUUAAUUGCAUUUUAUCCCAAUCCGUAUACCCUAGAGUAGAGACCGCUGAGGUGGUUUGAGUUUUUUGUUUGUGAUUGUUUCAUCUUUUCUGUACAACUUAUGGCCAGUUGAAUUGUGGUGCUGCAGACGGUUGUUUCACAAGGGAAUGUCAACAUUUUCUAAGCUGGAAAGAAGGUUUCAUGAUUGAUGUCAUUUUGUCUCAGAAUAAUAGCUUGGAGUUGUUUUGUUUAAGCCCAGUCUCAAUGACAUCUACAAAUAUAAACAAACAAAAAAGUCUGUGUUUUGCUUUAAAGGAAACGAUCUCCUCUCAGUGCAUCGUUGGCGCUAAAGAAAAGAGAAAACACAUCUGGGAAACAUACAGUCAUUAUUACAGGAUGUAAAAUACUAUUGCAUUUCUUUUUCUUACCUUGUUUCUUGAUGUUAAUAUCGAUGUAAAUACAAAUUUAUAUUUAAACAUUAACAA
Eleginops maclovinus (Patagonian blennie) is the source of this 7372-nucleotide messenger RNA. Its product is annotated as nuclear receptor coactivator 3-like. Gene Ontology annotation, molecular function: nuclear receptor binding; protein dimerization activity. The record is from RefSeq and is a predicted model, not a curated record. Bases 204 to 4727 code for a protein of 1507 amino acids. Gene Ontology annotation, cellular component: nucleus. The transcript is spliced from 23 exons. Gene Ontology annotation, biological process: cellular response to hormone stimulus; positive regulation of transcription by RNA polymerase II. Lineage: Eukaryota; Metazoa; Chordata; Actinopteri; Perciformes; Eleginopidae.